AUGCAGUAUGUCUAUCUCUAUGCAAAAAAGCAUCUUGCAAUUAAUGCAUUUUCUAAUUUAGUUGAAUUAGUAAAUCUUCAAGAAAAAAAUAAGACCGAAUUAGUAUUUGAUCAACCUCUAAUUACGCUUUUACCACCAUCUUUUGGUCUAAAAAAAGAUUUGAUUAUAUCUGAUAAUCCAAGCAAUCAAACAAAUUAUAGUACAUAUAAAAAUCCAAUGGCAAGUGCAGAAUUUUUACAUGCUAUUGCAACAGUAAUUGAAGAAUCAGUUUUAAAUGAGAUUCAUAAAUCAUCAUCUUAG
This is a messenger RNA of Funneliformis caledonium, 300 nucleotides long. The record is from the annotation of a GenBank genome assembly. NCBI's taxonomy places the organism in Eukaryota, Fungi, Glomeromycota, Glomeromycetes, Glomerales, Glomeraceae.